This is a messenger RNA of Andrographis paniculata, 2469 nucleotides long. Its product is annotated as adenine DNA glycosylase. Gene Ontology annotation, molecular function: adenine/guanine mispair binding; 4 iron, 4 sulfur cluster binding; 8-oxo-7,8-dihydroguanine DNA N-glycosylase activity. The record is from RefSeq and is a predicted model, not a curated record. Gene Ontology annotation, biological process: mismatch repair; base-excision repair. The coding region runs from base 108 to 1427 and encodes 439 amino acids. The transcript has 7 exons. Gene Ontology annotation, cellular component: nucleus. Lineage: Eukaryota; Viridiplantae; Streptophyta; Magnoliopsida; Lamiales; Acanthaceae.
ACUUGAAUGUUUUCAGCUCAGCGGGAAAAUUACAACGGUCUCCAUUCUUCCUCUCGGAUAUCGCCGUGCCGGGCGGCCGUUCGCCGUCGCCGGCAGCCGCAUCCACCAUGAAGAGAAGCAGGAAAGAGAACUCCAGGAAGAAAGAGACGGCGGAGGUUGUCGACAUAGAGGAUGUAAGUUUCGGCAAAAAGGAAAUUCAAAAAAUUAGGGAUUCUUUGUUGGGGUGGUACGACGAGAAUCGGAGGGAUUUACCUUGGAGGAGAAUCAGUAGUGGGAGUAGAGAUGUCAGCGCCGAAGAGAGAGAGAGGAGGGCAUACGCUGUGUGGCUAUCGGAGGUGAUGCUUCAGCAAACUAGGGUUCAAACAGUCAUUGACUAUUUCAAUCGGUGGAUGGAAAAAUGGCCAACAAUUCAUCAUCUUGCUCGUGCUUCGAUCGAGGAAGUGAAUGAAAUGUGGGCAGGCUUGGGUUACUACAGACGGGCCCGAUUCUUGCUUGAGGGAGCUAAAAUGAUUGUUGAAAGUGGGGGUGAGUUUCCGGAAACGGCUUCUUCUCUGCAGACAAUACAAGGGAUUGGAAACUAUACUGCUGGAGCAAUUGCAUCUAUUGCAUUUGAUGAGGUUGUGCCAGUGGUCGAUGGAAAUGUUAUCCGAGUGAUUGCCAGGUUAAAGGCUAUAUCUUCCAAUCCCAAAAAUUCAACAACUGUGAAGAAUAUAUGGAGAUUAGCAACACAAUUAGUUGAUCAUUUGAGGCCUGGGGAUUUCAAUCAGUCUCUCAUGGAACUUGGUGCAACCGUAUGUACGCCAUCAGCUCCCAGUUGCACAACCUGUCCCUUAUCUCAGUUCUGUGAAGCCCUCUCUCUCUCCAGAAGUGACGAAUCAAUUCGAGUUACAGAUUAUCCAAUGAAGGUUGCCAAGGCCAAAAAAAGAAAUGAUUUCUCUGCAGUUAGCGUGGUGGAAAUAACCGGGACAUCAUCUCAAUGCGACAGCAAAUAUUUACUUGUAAAGAGACCGGACACAGGGUUGCUUGCUGGACUCUGGGAAUUCCCGUCUGUUCUACUGGAGGGAGAAGCUGACUUGGCUUCAAGGAGAGAGGCAGUCGAUAGUUUUUUGAAACAGGCAUUUGGUCUAGACAUUGAAAAGAAUUGCGAAGUAGUUUCGAGAGAAGAAGUGGGAGUAUAUGUUCAUGUAUUCAGUCACAUCCGUCUCAAAAUGUUCGUAGAGUUACUGAUUCUGCAACCAUCAGGUUUUCUGGAUAUGAAGCAACCAGAUGAAAGUAUGAUGUGGAAGUUUGUAGAUAGCACAGCCAUGGCUACUUUAGGUUUAACAUCUGGUGUAAGGAAGGCAUACAACAUGACCCAAAAAUUCAGGCAGAGUGGUCAGCAAGUCCCUACAAAAACAAAAAAGCCAAAAAGACAACAAAGAACAUGAUGCACUCUGAUUUCUUAAAGUUAAGCAGUUUUGUUAAUGUGAGGUCAUGUGUUGAACCCUUCUUUAUUUUUUAUUUUUUUGGCUAAAUUGCACAAAAUCUACUCGUGAUUUUAUAAAAUUGCACGAAAUUCUUUGUACUUUUAAAAUUGCGUCAAACUCUCUCGUGAUUUCAUAAACUUUGCGUCUAACUCCCUCAGUGGUUUUUAUUUAACGGUAUUUAACUUAAAUGCGCUCAAAUUGCCGAAUAAAUUUUAGAAUUUCAAUUUAUAAACUCCUAAAAUAAAUAUAUAUAUAUUUUUAUAUUUACCCUAAAAAAAUAGUAAAUAUACUAAAAAAUAGUUAUUUUUCUUAGGUUUUAAGAGUUUAUUUUUAUUAUUUUUUUAGGCUAAAUAUAUAAAAAAUAAAUAUAUUUGUAAUUCUAGGUGUUUAGAAAUUGAAAUUUUAAAAUUUAUUUGCAGUUUGAGCGUAUUUAGGUCAAAUUCCCUUAAAUAAAAGACCGCUGACGGGUUAUACGCAAAGUUUAUGAAACCACAAAGGAGUUUGACGCAGUUUUAGAAGUACGGAGGAUUUGGUGCAAUUUUAUGAAACCACAAGAGGAUUUUGUGCAAUUUAGCCUCAUUUUUUUAACAUUUAUUUUUUAAUUUAAUACUGAUUUGAACAAGGGCAUGUUUGAUUGGAUAUAAUGCAAUAUUUUGAAUGAAAAUAUUCCUUGGAGUAAUUUUUUCAGGAGAAAAAAUAAAUUGUGCAUUGAAUGUUGUAGUUUAAAUACGUACUAAUGAAAUUAUUAAGAAAGUGAAUAUGAUUAAUACACUUGUAGAAAAUGUAGGCUAUUUAGUGAAAUUAUUAGAAAUGACUUUUGGUAUAGACAAUGAUUUCAUUGGAGAGAAAUAAAAUUGAGUAGAGAAUGAAAAUUAAUUCUUUUGUUCGGUAAAACAGAGAAUUCAGUAAAGAAAAUGCAGCUGUAUUAAUGAAUCAAAUAAGAAUAAUUAAUUAACCCGAUAAAAAAGAAAAAAAUUUUAACGAAUGAAAAAUAUUUUUGGUG